Messenger RNA from Penicillium lagena, 1707 nucleotides. RefSeq lists its product as uncharacterized. Gene Ontology annotation, cellular component: endoplasmic reticulum; membrane. The transcript is spliced from 4 exons. Bases 1 to 1707 code for a protein of 568 amino acids. Gene Ontology annotation, molecular function: long-chain fatty acid-CoA ligase activity. The record is from RefSeq and is a predicted model, not a curated record. Lineage: Eukaryota; Fungi; Ascomycota; Eurotiomycetes; Eurotiales; Aspergillaceae.
AUGGCUUCUCAUCCUUCGCUUGCGGAGCAGCUGGAUGCUCUGGUCGCCAAUGUACUGGCGGACUGGAACGUCUACACCACCGUCUUUGCCGGUAUCAUAGCCGCAUUUGCGCUGUACUCCGUCUUCUCGUCUAAAGACCCGGAUGUUCACCCAUUCCUGCUGGCUCGUCAGUCCACCGCAGCUCCGGUCCGCCUGUCAGGCCAGUCGGCAACCUACCGAAGCUUGGAAACGCCGCAUGGAUUCCCGCUGCGUCUCGGAUUAAACGUCAAGGACCCCGGCGCCCCCAAAUGGACCGGCGGGCGAAGAGGUGACCUGCGGGAUAUUUGGAGGACUGCUGUACGCGGUGCCCUGAAAGAGGAUGGGACACCCUCUGGAAAGAAGGGCAAGAUCUAUACGGUGCUGGGCAAGGAGAUGGUCGAGCGUUCGCUGGACCAGGUGACGCAGGAAAUCAAUGUGAUCGGUCAACACCUUCAGAAAGCAAAGGCCAAGACGGUGGCAGUCUGCCUAACGGACUCCACUGAGCUGUUGGCUGCUAUCUUUGCGGGUGCCUUUUACGACUUCAAGACGGUUCUUGUUCCCCAUAACCUGUCGCUCGAGAUCUUGUCCGCGCACCUGAAGGAAGCCCAGGCGGAUGUUCUGAUUGCAGAGGCAGGGUCACUCGACCUGUCCGCGGUUUCGAAAGCGAACAAGCAACUGUCGCUGGCACUCUGGGUCGCGAAGUCUGGCAGUCGCCAUAUGGACUGGAAUGAGGUUCCUAAAGACGCCAAGAAAAGCUUCAAGGUAGCAGUGUGGCAUGAACUGGUCGAGGCAGGCAAGGAUCUUGCUGGCUUUGAAGUGCCCAGCUACGACCCGACCACAACGACCCCUACAGUGAGCACCGUUUGGCCCUCUUCCGAUGAAGUCGGUCAAUUCAUUGAAUUCAAACCCGAGAAUCUCGUGUCUGCUGUUGGUGCUCUGGGCUCCGCAUUGCCUCGAACGGAACGUUUGAACCCAGACGAUGUCGUUCUAUCCAUUGACUCGCUUUCUCGCUCCUACCCUCUCUGCCAGAUCAUGUCUGCCUUAUUCUCCAACGCAUCCAUUGCGUUGAACUCAGUUGCCGGGGAAAAGGUAGAUUUCGCUUUGGCCACCGUAGGCGUGUCUCCCACAGUGAUCAUUGCGUCGUCAGGCACCAUGUCAGAUUAUCACCGCAAAAUCAUGCAACCUCAAACUGGGCCAAUAUCUCGUCUUGGGCGUUGCCUCCAAGCACGGAAUUUGGAUGCAGGGCACAUGCCAUCGCAGAAUAUCUUCAGCCGAAUCGCACAAGUUGGCCCGACGGCGGAGCUUUCUCUCGACAAACUUCGUUUGUUGUGCAUUUCCCAUCGUUUCGACGCCAGCCCCACAACCCGCCUGAGUUGCGAGCAGUUGACUGAUCUUCGGAUCUUUACCGGCGCACGUGUUGUUUAUGCACUGACUGCACCAGGUAUUGCGGGUGCAGUUGCGCAGACUAAUGCCUUCGACUAUCGACGCCUGCAUGGCCCGAGUCAUUUUGGUGCUCCUUUGAGUAGCACCGAGAUCACUCUGACCAAUAUCUCGGAAUCUUCGGCAUCCGGGGAUGGGCUUGUAGAGGGACAGAUCACUGUGGCUGGCCCUGCCGUUGUCGCUCCGUCUAUAACUCUUGUCGCUCAGGGACGUAUCAGCAAUGAUAACACCCUGGAAUUGUGUCCUUGA